GCGGGGUUAACUUAAAACUCGUGUCGUGACCCACAGGGAUUACACACGCGACAAACAAUGAUUUUUAAAGAGUUAACCAUCUAACAACGCUGAGCUGAAGAGUAGGCCCUAUUAAUGCAUUAAAUAUAGCGAAACAUUUGCUGUAACACCGUCCGCGAUGAGGCUCACUGCGGUUCUUUAUGGCAGUAUUUUAACUUUGAUGCUUCUCUUUGAAGGUGUUUUGAGUGGUGCAGAAUGCUCGUGUGGCAGGAAUCACUUCACGUGUGCCGUCAGCGCGUUUGGAGAGUGCACGUGUAUCCCGGCGCAGUGGCAGUGUGAUGGAGACAACGACUGCGGAGAUCACAGUGAUGAAGAUGGAUGCAUAUUGCCCACCUGCUCACCGCUCGACUUUCACUGUGAUAACGGGAAAUGCAUCCGGCGCUCAUGGUUAUGCGAUGGGGACAACGAUUGUGAAGAUGAUUCGGAUGAACAGGACUGUCCACCGCGGGAGUGUGAUGAAGACGAGUUUCACUGUCAGAAUGGAUACUGUAUCCGUAGUCUGUGGCACUGUGAUGGAGACAACGACUGCGGAGACAACAGUGAUGAACAGUGCGAUAAGAGGAAGUGCUCUGAUAAAGAGUUCCGCUGUUCUGAUGGCAGCUGUAUCGCUGAACACUGGUUCUGUGACGGAGACACCGACUGUAAAGACGGGACCGAUGAGGAGAACUGCCCGUCGGAUGUGACGACAGCCACGUGCAGUGUUGAGGAGUUUCAGUGUGCGUACGGUCGCUGUAUUCUGGACAUCUAUCACUGUGAUGGAGAUGAUGACUGUGGAGAUUGGUCUGAUGAGUCUGACUGUUCCUCUCAUCAGCCGUGCCGCUCGGCAGAGUUCAUGUGCAGCAGUGGGAUGUGUAUAAACGCAGGCUGGAGGUGUGACGGAGAAUUUGAUUGUGAUGACCAAUCAGAUGAAAGGAACUGCAGUACAUCGAUGUGUAUGGCUGAUCAGUUUCGCUGUAUGUCUGGUCGGUGUGUGCGGUUGUCAUGGCGAUGUGAUGCCGAGGAUGACUGCUCUGAUGGCAGCGAUGAAGAGGGAUGUGAAAAGACAGAAACUCCUCCGUGUGCCGCAGAUCAGUUCUUGUGUCAGAACGGACGCUGUAUUGGCCAGCGAAAAGUUUGCAAUGACAUCAAGGACUGCGAAGAUGGAACUGAUGAACAUCCACAUCAGGAUUGUCGCUCCAAGUCGAGUGAAGAGAACUGUAACGUUAACAACGGCGGCUGCUCACAGAAAUGUCAGAUGUCGCGCGGUUCGGUUCAGUGCACGUGUCACACUGGCUAUACGUUGACACAGGAUGGAAAGACAUGCAAAGAUGUGGAUGAGUGUGCAGAUGAAGGUUAUUGUAGUCAAGGCUGCACCAAUAUUGAAGGAGGUUUCCAGUGCUGGUGUGUCCAGGGUUAUGAACUACGACCUGACAAACGCAGCUGCAAGGCUUUGGGUCCAGAACCGGUUCUGUUGUUUGCAAAUCGGAUUGAUAUCCGUCAGGUUCUGCCGCACCGCUCCGAAUACACGCUGUUACUGAGUAAUCUGGAGAAUGCCAUCGCACUGGACUUCCAUCACAGCAGAGAGCAGGUGUUCUGGUCUGAUGUCACUCUGGAUCGCAUCAUGAGAGCCAGUCUUAACGGCAGUAAUGUACAGGAGGUGGUGGCCACAGGACUGGAGAGUCCAGGUGGUCUGGCUAUAGACUGGAUUCAUGAUAAACUGUAUUGGACUGAUUCAGGGACGUCUCGUAUUGAAGUGGCCAAUCUGGACGGCACACACCGUAAAGUGGUUUUAUGGCAAAGAAUGGAGAAACCGCGGGCUAUUGCUCUACACCCCAUUGAAGGAAAGAUUUACUGGACUGACUGGGGAAACAUGCCACACAUUGAAUAUUCCAACAUGGACGGCUCGAAUCGUAAAAUCAUUGCCGAUACGCACCUGUUUUGGCCCAAUGGACUCACCAUAGACUACGCCAGUCACCGGAUGUACUGGGUGGAUGCUAAACACCACGUCAUUGAACGCGCCGACCUGGAUGGCAAAAACAGAAAAGCAGUCAUCAGCCAAGGUCUUCCACAUCCCUUUGCCAUCACCGUGUUUGAAGAUAGUCUCUACUGGACAGACUGGCACACCAAGAGUAUCAACAGUGCAAACAAGUUCACUGGCAAGAACCAGGAAGUCAUCCGGAAUAAACUGCAUUUUCCCAUGGACAUCCAUACGCUGCAUCCACAGAGGCAGCCGGCAGGUGGGAGAAAUCGCUGUGGUAACAAUAACGGGGGCUGCAGUCACCUGUGUCUCCCCAGCAGUAAGACGUACACCUGUACAUGUCCUACAGGCAUUAAGAAGGUGGAUCAUUUCAACUGUGCCCCGAGUCUUGACAAGUUCCUGCUUUUUGCCCGAAGGACGGACAUCCGUCGAAUCAGCUUUGACACUGAGGACAAGUUGGAUGUUGUCAUUCCACUGGCCGAUGUUCGAAACGUAGUGGCUCUGGACUGGGAAUCUAGUGAGCAAUACGUAUACUGGACUGAUGUCACUACCGACUCCAUUAACAGAGCGAAAUGGGAUGGUACCAAACAGGAGGUUGUGGUGGACACCAGUUUGGAAAGUCCUGCUGGUCUCGCUAUUGAUUGGCUCACACACAAACUCUACUGGACUGAUGCAGGCACGGAUCGAAUUGAAGUGUCAAACACGGAUGGAAGCAUGCGCACAGUUCUCAUCUGGGAGAAUCUCGACCGUCCCCGAGACAUUGUUGUUGAUCCGAUCGGAGGAUACAUGUACUGGACAGACUGGGGUGCAAAUCCAAAGAUUGAGCGUGCUGGAAUGGACGCGUCAAACCGUACAGUUAUCAUCUCAACUAACCUGACAUGGCCAAAUGGAUUAGCAAUCGACUACGAGACUGAGAGACUGUACUGGGCUGAUGCAAGUGUAAAGACCAUCGAGUAUGGCAACUUUGAUGGAUCAGGCAGACAGGUGUUGAUUGGCAGUCAGUUGCCUCAUCCAUUUGGUUUGACGCUCCAUGAGGACAGAAUAUACUGGACAGACUGGCAGUCCAAGAGCAUCCAGAGUGCAGACAAACUCACUGGUUUAGAUCGGAGAACACUCGCUGAGAACCUGGAGAACCUCAUGGACAUUCACAUGUUCCACCAUCACAGAACUACAGUCCAGACGCAGUGUUCGGUGAAUAACGGAGGUUGUAGUCAUCUCUGCCUGCUGGCUCCUGCUCCGAAAGCCUCAAGCUGUGCGUGUCCAACCGGCAUCAACCUACAGGCAGACGGCAAGACUUGCACUCACGGAAUGAACAGCUUCCUUAUCUUUGCGCGGCGGACGGACAUCCGAAUGAUUUCUCUGGAUAUCCCGUACUUUGCUGAUGUGGUUUUGACAGUUAGCGCUUCAAUGAAGAACACUAUCGCCAUCGGAGUGGAUGCCACAGAAGGUAAAGUGUACUGGUCAGACAGCACAUUAAAGAAGAUCAGCAGAGCCAAUGUCAAUGGUACUGGACUUGAGGACAUCAUCUCAACUGGUCUGAUAACCACAGAUGGUCUGGCGGUGGAUUCGGUGGGCAGAAAGAUCUACUGGACAGACACGGGUACAAACCGCAUUGAAGUGGCCAAUCUCAACGGCUCCAUGAGGAAAGUUCUCGUGUGGCAGAAUCUGGACAGCCCCCGUGCCAUCGCCCUGUACCAUGAGAUGGGGUACAUGUACUGGACGGACUGGGGUGAGAACGCCAAACUGGAACGCUCUGCAAUGGACGGUUCAGAUCGCGUUGUGUUGAUUAAUAAUAAUCUCGGCUGGCCGAAUGGACUUGCCAUAGACAAGACUGGAUCACGGCUGCUGUGGGCCGACGCACAUACUGAGCGGAUAGAAGCGUCAGAUCUGAACGGUUCAAACCGGAGGACGCUGGUGUCGCCUGUACAGCAUCCGUACGGGCUGACGGUACUGGGACCGCACAUGUACUGGACGGACUGGCAGAGUCGCAGUAUUCACAGAGCUGAUAAAGCCACUGGAGCAAACACCAUCACGAUCCGCUCUAACCUGCCCGGACUCAUGGACAUCCAGGCUGUGGACAGUGCAAGAUCCGCGGGUUUUAAUAAAUGUGGUCGGAGGAACGGUGGCUGCACUCACCUGUGUCUGCCGCGUCAUAACGGGACGUCCUGUGCGUGUCCAACGGGCGUCCUGCUGAAGAGUGAUGGAAGGUCAUGUGAUAAUCUGCCUGAAUCAUACCUGCUGUUUUCAAACCGCGUCAGUGUGCGGAGAAUCUCUCUAGACACGACGGAUCACACAGACGUACACGUGCCCGUACCCGAGUUACAUAACGUGAUUUCACUGGACUACGACAGCAUGGAGGGGAAGCUCUACUACACCGACGUGUCACUCGAUGUCAUCAGACGGGUAAAUUUAGAUGGCAGCAAUAUGGAGACCGUGAUCGGUCAGGGUCUGAAGACCACUGAUGGUCUUGCGGUGGACUGGGUGGCCCGAAACAUGUACUGGACCGACACUGGCCGGAACACCAUUGAAGUGGCUCGCUUGGACGGCACGUCGCGGAAAGUUCUGGUGAACAACAGUCUGGAUGAACCAAGAGCCAUCGCUGUGUUCCCCAGCAAGGGGUUCUUGUUCUGGACCGAUUGGGGUCACAUUGCAAAGAUUGAGCGAGCGCAUCUGGACGGAUCCGACAGGAAGGUUCUCAUCAACACAGAUCUGGGCUGGCCCAAUGGUUUGACGCUGGACUAUGACACUCGCAGGAUCUUUUGGGUUGAUGCACAUCUGGACCGUAUAGAAAGCUCUGACUUGAAUGGCAAACUGCGUCAAAUUCUCGUGAGCCCCGUGUCGCACCCGUUUGCCCUUACUCAGUUGAAACUGGUGAACUCUCCUUUAACUCCUUUUUCCCGCAUCUCACAGCAAGACCGCUGGAUCUACUGGACGGACUGGCAGACCAAGUCUAUUCAGCGGGUAGAUAAACAUACAGGUCGUAGUAAAGAAACGGUGCUUGCUAAUGUAGAAGGACUCAUGGACAUCAUAGUGGUGUCACCACAAAGACAGUCAGGGACGAAUCAUUGUGGAGCGAAUAAUGGAGGCUGCACACACCUGUGUCUCGCCAAGAGUAACAGUUUUGUGUGCGCGUGUCCAGAAGAGCCUGACGAACGACCCUGUUCUACAAUUUCUGGCUAUGUUCCCACGGCACCUGAGAAGGGGACCGCUGGCACUCAGGCCCCCAAGAAACGACCCAAAUCCCCCACAGAGAAACCUCAACCAGGCUCAUCAGUGGUCAACUGUACAGAUAAAGCUCUAAAUCUAGAGGACUGCUUUCAGAACAACGUGGUGUCUGCGCCUCGUGAUGGCGGCCCUCAUAUCAGCUACGUGAUUGGUGGAGCUCUGACCAUCCUGGCGAUCCUGAUUCUCAUAGCCGCGGUCAUUAUUUACAGACACAAGAAAUUCAAAUUUGCGGAUCCAGGAGUGAGUAACUUGACCUACAGCAACCCCUCGUACAGGACGUCAACACAAGAGGUGAAAAUAGAGACGGCACCGAAACCAGCAAUAAACAAUCAACUGCGAUAUAAAAAAGAGGUGCAGGGUGUUGUGGACGGAGGCUACACCAAAGAGAAGAUCCGUAUCGUGGAGGGAGUUUGUCUGCUCUCAGGAGAGGACCUUUACUGGGAAGAUCUGAGACAGCUAAAGGUGUGUCGAGGGGCGGGGCUUCACACCUGCAUGCGUACGGAUACGGUUUCUCUUCAGACGAGCUCCGCCUCCCUCAACGACGGGGAGAUGGAGCAGCUGCUACAGGGUGACCAAUCGGAGUGCUCGAGUCUCAACACAACCCUUGCCUUAACGCCUCAACACCAUAGCGGACAUCCCGACACCGGCUGGGUCCCGAACCGUAAAGCCUCGACUGAGAGUGAAGUGUGAAACUACAUUGAAAAACUAUAACUUGUUGAAUGCUUAAAGAUUACAAAUAUGUCCUCAAAAAGGCUUGAUAUGUACAGUUCAGAUUACAUAUGUUGUACUUAACAGAAUACCGUAAAUAUCCAGACAUACUUGAAAAGCUUCAUCCUCAAAAAUGGUACGACGCCAGUCACAUGCAAGCGCUCCAUCCAGGAUCAUCCCGAUCAUACGGACGUCUCGCAAUGUUUCGGAUCCUUGUACACCCUCUACUUUUGGGCUACGACCCUCCUCCUUUGGGUCUUUGCAUUAUGGACGAGGUCAAUGAGAAUUCAGCGAGAUAUUUGAGCCUUUAAAUGGUUUCCAAGCUUCUUACGAUACUGUCGCUUCAUGGACGAUUUAAUGAAUGCUCGUGGACGGGUCCGCAUCCAGCCGUCAACGUGUCGUUUUGAAAUGUAUUUAUGAACUUUUUGUACACUUCCUUUGGGGUUUUUAAUGUUUUAUUGGUUUGUAAAGUAGUUUUGAAAGUGUUCAAACUGUUAAAGGACGCCAUUCACAAGACUUUGUGACGUGCCAAAGGACAGAAUUUACUUGCCUGAAGAAUCUGUAAUUUUACUGACUGUUUCUAAUAAAUGAUGGUCUGCUUUAGAGAGUUUCGCCAAGAAAGAUGAAGCCAGUGUUCGCGUAUUCAUCUUUGUUUUAUUUUUUUUUAUAUAUUUGGUACAUGCUUUUGGCUUUUCUCUUUUUAUGAGUUGAUAUAACAAUGAUAAAACAACUAACCAGAAUCUGUAAAGCACCUUGCACUUACAGUAAUGUAGCGGCUAAGUGAAACGUCUCAUGAAACUGGUCAAGAAUUUCACAAUUUGGUUCAUAUUUCGCCCCCAAAAUCAAAGAAAUAAAUAGAAAAUUAUAUUUUGCUUUUAAAGGAAAUGAAUCCUGUUUUAGGACCAUUAUGAUCUCUUUCAUUGUGACAUUAUUGUCAUGGCAAUUAGGCACACCCACAUUCUCAACACUGUAUAAUUAUAAAAUAGAGAACAAGUAAAUAUAUUCAAAGAUAAGCUCGGUGGUAAAGACGCUGACUGUCACACCUGGAGUCGCGAGUUUGAAUCCAGGGCGUGCUGAGUGAUUUCACUCGGGUCUCCUUAGCAACCAAAUUGGCCCGGUUGCUAGGGAGGGUAGAGUCACAUGGGGUAACCUCCUCGUGGUCGCUAUAAUGUGGUUCUCGCUCUCGGUGGGGCGUGUGGUGAGUUGUGUGUGGAUGCCGCGGAGAAUAGCGCGAAGACUCCACAUGCACUACGUCUCCGUGGUAACGGCCACAACAAGCCACGUGGUAAGAUGCGCGGGUUGACUGUGUCAGAUGUGGAGGCAACUGGGAUUUGUCCUCCACUACCCGGAUUGAGGCGAGUCACUUCGCCACCACGAGGACUUAGAGUGCAUUGGGAAUUGGGCGUUCCAGAUUGGGAGAAAAAGAGGGAAACCCUAUUAUAUACGUGUGUGUGUGUGUGUGUGUGUGUGUGUGUGUGUGUGUGUGUGUGUGUGUGUAUUAAUUAGAGGUAAUUAAUAGGUGCCGAUAGUUGCUAAUAAUGUUUUCAUAAUUUAGAAUUUUGAAAAUAAGAGUCCCUGGUGUGUUUCGGUCUUGUGCAUUUUUUUUUCUUCUGGUUAUUAUUGGGAUUUUGGUUGAACAAUAAACUGCAUCAGGGAUUUUAUUCAUGUUAGACUCGUUAUCUGUGUCUGCCAUAGUAGGAAAAGAAUGAGACAUUUUUUAACAUUCUGUAAUCGAUUUUCAAAACUAUCAGCAAGUUAAUCGGUUAUCGUCCUUUAACACCAACUUCAUGAUCUGUAUCGGCCAAAUCCAAUAUCAGUCGACCUUUAAUCAUCCAUAUUAAUAAUUUAUAUAUUUUAUGCAGCAUUUUUUUAUACAUAUAUAUAUAAUUAUUGAUAUAUAAUAUUUAAAUUAAUUAUAUAAUAUAUCAAUAAUCAUAUUUAUUUAUCUAUAUAUAUAUAUAGAUAUGAUUAUUGAUAUUAUAUAAUAUUUAAAUUAUAUAUCAUGGUAGUAAUUCUUAUAUUAUACUUUUUCUUUACUGUAGUUCAGUGAAACGUUACGCUUGUACAGUGAGAGAAUUCAUAUUGAAAAAAGUCAAAUGUUUGGAUGCUUUAUAUGAAUAUUGUGUGGUGUGCUUAAUUGUUGAAAAUAUUAUGUAACGGGGCAAAAUUUUCGAAUGCAAAAUAAAAUGUUGCUUUGCUUUUUGAUUUUUGACUAAAUGUGACCUGGACAUGUUUGUCGUGAGAUUCGUGUUUAUGAUGCGUUCAAACUUUAGUUCAUGUUUUAAUUUUGAGUUUCUUUCAGGACUUUAUUCAAACUCAUCUGACUUUCUCAAAAGCAUCUUGAAGUUUUUCUCCAGGUUCAGGAUGACGCUGAUUUGCUGCUAAAACUCGACGGCGCAUUGAAGCCACAUCAUAGUUUCACUGAUCUUGACACUCGAGUUGAUGUCCGACAAGUUAACCACAAAUUAGUGCUGUAUAGUGAACCUGUAGUUGACCUUUAACCCCUUCCUCCUUUCUUUUACAGAAAACAUUGUACAGAUUUUCACAAUGGAGUAAAAAAUGGUCACUGAAAUGUAAAAGAUUCUUCUGAACAAACGUGCAUUAAUUUGAUUCAUUUAAAGAUAUAACCACUUUAUAUGUUUACCUGGGGAAUGAUCAGGUGGUGUCAGCUGUUUAACAGCGUGCUCGUGUGUUUGUGUUUCACACGUAUAACUGCUGUAAGUUAACGAAGAUAUUUAUAAUGUCAUUGUUUGGUUGUAAUUUGUCUGUAAAUAUGAAGAUGUUGUAUAUGUAGUUCACAUUUGCAAUACUAAUAAGCCGUGUGUGAAAGUGAUGCUUUGCUCUUUUUCUAUCUUUAAUAUAAAACUGCAUUUGAUUUGAAUACAAA
Messenger RNA from Xyrauchen texanus (razorback sucker), 8816 nucleotides. RefSeq names its product low density lipoprotein receptor-related protein 4 (gene lrp4). Gene Ontology annotation, molecular function: protein binding; calcium ion binding. The record is from RefSeq and is a predicted model, not a curated record. The transcript has 38 exons. Lineage: Eukaryota; Metazoa; Chordata; Actinopteri; Cypriniformes; Catostomidae. The coding region runs from base 158 to 5911 and encodes 1917 amino acids.